AAUCACAACAUUCCAAGAAAUAAGUAAAACCCUAAUUAAAACCCCAAAUCACAAACCCUACACCCAUUUUCCCCACAGACUUCCUUCGUCUUCAUCUUCUAAUCAAGGAUAAAAUCUGAAGCAAAGAUGUAUCUUCAGUUUUACAUAAAUGAAAAUGGUGACAAAGUUUACACCACCAAGAAAGAAUCACCAACUGGAUUAGCCACACAGUCUGCUCAUCCUGCUCGGUUUUCACCAGAUGAUAAGUUCUCAAGGCAGAGGGUUCUCUUAAAGAAGCGUUUUGGCUUGCUGCCAACCCAACAACCACCUCGUAAGUACUGAGUAGCUCUGCUCUAUUGGAUGUCAUCCAUUGUGUGUGUAGGCUUGGUCAUUCUAAAUGGUUUACAGGGUACAAGUCUUGUUGAACCGUGGCUAAGUUCAAUUAUGGAUGGUCUGUUUUCAUUAGUUUUAAGCUGUCUAGUUUUCAUUUGUAGCGUGCAACUUUUGUUGAUGUGACGAUAUAUGUAAACAUAUGAAUUAGUAUUAAUUGCAGUUCUUGAAGUUUGCUUUAAA
Erigeron canadensis is the source of this 552-nucleotide messenger RNA. Its product is annotated as H/ACA ribonucleoprotein complex subunit 3-like protein. Gene Ontology annotation, molecular function: box H/ACA snoRNA binding; telomerase RNA binding. NCBI's taxonomy places the organism in Eukaryota, Viridiplantae, Streptophyta, Magnoliopsida, Asterales, Asteraceae. The transcript has 4 exons. Gene Ontology annotation, cellular component: box H/ACA telomerase RNP complex; box H/ACA snoRNP complex. Bases 127 to 321 code for a protein of 64 amino acids. The record is from RefSeq and is a predicted model, not a curated record. Gene Ontology annotation, biological process: ribosome biogenesis; snRNA pseudouridine synthesis; positive regulation of telomerase RNA localization to Cajal body.